Molecule: messenger RNA, 1343 nt
Organism: Pristis pectinata (smalltooth sawfish)
Lineage: Eukaryota; Metazoa; Chordata; Chondrichthyes; Rhinopristiformes; Pristidae
Product: homeobox protein Hox-A2
Exons: 2
Coding region: 1-1092 (363 amino acids)
Biological process (GO): regulation of DNA-templated transcription
Molecular function (GO): DNA binding; DNA-binding transcription factor activity, RNA polymerase II-specific
Source: RefSeq, a predicted model, not a curated record
AUGAAUUACGAAUUUGAACGAGAAAUUGGUUUUAUCAAUAGUCAGCCGUCGCUUGCUGAGUGCCUGACAUCUUUUCCCCCUGUCGGUGAUACAUUUCAAAGUUCAUCAAUCAAGAACUCGACGCUUUCACACUCGACAGUGAUUCCUCCUCCUUUUGAGCAAACCAUCCCUAGCCUGAAUCCCAGCAGUCACCCUCGCCAAAGCCGGCCAAAACAGAGCCCAAAUGGUACAAGUCCUUUACCAGCCGCGACUCUACCUCCGGAAUACCCCUGGAUGAAAGAGAAAAAAAACUCCAAGAAGAAUCACCUGCCCGCUUCUUCUGGACCCGCAGAAUCCUGUCUUUCCCAAAAAGAAACUCAUGAAAUUCCGGAUAAUACAGGCGGGGGAUCGCGGAGGUUAAGGACAGCUUAUACAAACACACAGCUUUUGGAGCUGGAGAAAGAAUUUCACUUCAACAAGUAUCUGUGUCGACCCAGGCGGGUGGAGAUUGCAGCCUUGCUUGACUUGACUGAAAGACAAGUGAAAGUGUGGUUUCAAAACAGACGAAUGAAGCACAAAAGACAGACCCAAUGCAAAGAAAACCAAAACGGAGAUGGUAAAUUUAAGAAUUUGGAGGACAGUGGGCAGACUGAAGAUGACGAAGAGAAGUCACUCUUUGAGCAAGGCAUCAACAAUGUUACUGGCGCUCUCUUGGAUAGGGAAGGGUAUACUUUUCAAACCAAUGCACUGACUCAACAGCAGGCCCAGAAUUUACACAAUGGAGAAUCCCAAAGUUUCCCAGUUUCGCCUUUACCCAGCAAUGAGAAAAAUCUAAAACAUUUUCAUCAACAGUCACCCACUGUUCAAAACUGCCUGUCAACAAUGGCCCAGAACUGUGCAGCUGGCCUGAACAAUGACAGUCCAGAGGCCCUUGAUGUCCCUUCUUUACAGGAUUUUAAUGUGUUUUCUACAGAAUCCUGCUUACAGCUUUCAGAUGGAGUAUCGCCUAGUUUACCAGGGUCCCUGGACAGCCCUGUGGAUCUUUCUGCUGACAGUUUUGACUUUUUUACGGAUACUCUAACUACAAUCGAUUUGCAGCAUUUGAACUACUAACUGAACAGUCGCUGUAAGCAAAAUAUGCCUUCUUUUAAAUUCGUUUCCUUUCCUUUCAAAUGGUCAGUAUUUUUUCCUUCCAUUUUAAUUAACUUGAAUGUGUUGAGGACCAUCUAUAAUUGCAAAGAUCAGUCAUUAUCGUUGGACUUUCCCUCAUAUUUCACAACUUGCUAUUCGGCAAGACAUGGGUCUACGUGAAAAGUAUUUCAUAGAUUUUGACCAAUCGCUACUAUUACCUCUUUUACUUUUGU